This is a messenger RNA of Fomitiporia mediterranea MF3/22, 396 nucleotides long. RefSeq lists its product as uncharacterized. The coding region runs from base 1 to 396 and encodes 131 amino acids. The record is from RefSeq and is a predicted model, not a curated record. The transcript has a single exon. Lineage: Eukaryota; Fungi; Basidiomycota; Agaricomycetes; Hymenochaetales; Hymenochaetaceae.
AUGUUUACUAUUAGGCCCUUUACUGAGUAUGAUAUUACUGCAAAUCGACUUGAGGCACACCAGAGGAGAGACUGGAACUUCAAUCUCUCAAAAGUUCAAGUAUGUAUUGAACAUGCUUUUGGAAGACUCAAAGGCUGCUUUCCCUGCCUCAGAAACCUUCCUGGUUAUGAUUUGGAGGCUAUGUGGAGAACAGUUGAAGCAUGCAUGAUUUUACACAAUAUUUUGCAAGGUAUUGGAGAUAAUCCUACAACAAUUGAAGGGUUCAAUAGGGAGGAGGAUGUUGAUGAUGCUGGAGAGAAUGAAAUGGAUGAAGAUGCUUUCUUGAAUCAUAGAGGUAAUAUUCCUAUUGAUGGUAUAGGUGAAGAUGAUCUAUAUGCAGCAGGAAUUUAUAGGUGA